AAUGCUGGAACUAAUUUAUAUUCUACCUUUAUUGUGCUUUGUCUACUUCCUUUUUCGGCGAUUUGUCCUGGAAAACUUCUAUGUGGAAUCGAGCGGCAAGUAUGUGAUGAUAACCGGUUGCGAUAGCGGUUUUGGACGGCUUCUGGCCACAAGUCUUCUUGAUAAACAUGUCAAUGUGUUUGCUGCAUGCUUCACGCAACAAGGAAUGGCAAGUCUUCAUUCCGAAUGGAAGCUGAAAAAAGGCCCAAAAGGACAAUUAUAUACACUUCAACUCGAUGUAACUAGCCAAGCAAGCGUAGAUUCUGCCAAAUCUUUCGUUACAAAAAUAUUGAAAGAACAAAAUUCCAAACUAUGGGGUCUGGUGAACAAUGCUGGAAUUUUCUCAAUCCAUGGCCCCGAUGAUUGGUGUAGUGUCGAUGAAUAUGCAUCUUCUCUCAACGUCAAUACUCUUGGAGCCGUGAGAAUGUGCCACGCGUUUGUUCCGUUGAUCAAGAAAAGCCGGGGGAGAAUUGUUACAAUGGGAUCAACUGCUGGAAGGCUUCAUGGUUUAUAUGUGGCACCUUAUGUUACUGCAAAGUUUGCCGUUGAAGCCUAUAUGGAUUGUUUGAGAUUGGAAAUGAGACCGUUUGGAGUUUCAGUUCAUAUUUUGGAACCAGGAUGUUUCAAAACAGAACUACUGAACAAUGAUGCUCAGAGAAUGAGAAUUCAGAAGAUUUGGAAUAGUUUGUCAGUGGAGACCAAAGAAGAAUAUGGAGAAGACUAUAGAAACGAUUUCGAGCGUGCUUGGGAAGCCGGUGUGAACGUUGUAGCAAACCCGAAUAUUGGAUGGGUUGUUGAUUGUUACUCUCAUGCUCUUUUCUCCUGGUGGCCACGACUUCGCUACUGUCCUGGAUGGGAUGCCAUUUUCAUGUUCAUCCCACUCAGUAUCUUCCCAACUGCUCUUCAAGAUUGGAUUUUGGCUGGACUCUACAAACUGAACCCAGGGCCAUCUUUGACACCUGCUGUGUUGGUUAAAAAUAAGAAGCGUCGUUCUGCGAUUCAAUGGAUUCAGUUUUUGUCUCAAAUUGCUAUUAUUCCCCUGUUAUACACUAUUUUCUUUGUGAAAAACACUCAAAAGCAAACAGUUGAAACGUCUACACAUCAUCAUAAUGUUACAGUUUCUGAGUGAACAUAGAAAUAAUAUUUAUUUUUAUUUAACUUUUUUCUUUAUCCACCGUACUUGAUAUCGAUCUUCCCAUCUUGACGAGUUAUUUUUUCAAUACAUAUGUAAUUAAAUUAAUUAUUUGAUUUAUUUUGAUACAACAACAAUUUUUUGAUUGAAUAAAAUAAAUUAUGAAUAUU
Messenger RNA from Caenorhabditis elegans, 1341 nucleotides. It is a transcript of the gene dhs-16, whose product is annotated as 3beta-hydroxysteroid dehydrogenase dhs-16. Lineage: Eukaryota; Metazoa; Nematoda; Chromadorea; Rhabditida; Rhabditidae. Gene Ontology annotation, molecular function: alcohol dehydrogenase (NAD+) activity. The record is from RefSeq and is marked reviewed. Gene Ontology annotation, cellular component: membrane.